AUGGCGUCCUUCCUAGAUAACGCAUACAGUCUCGUCCAUCAGGACAACACUGCCGACCAGCCCACGCUGCAGGAGCUCAGGUUGCAGCUGGAGAAGGGCAAUGAUGAGACCAAGUUGGAGACAAUGAGGCGGAUCAUCACGAUCAUGCUGAACGGAGACCCCAUGUCCGAACUCCUGAUGCACAUCAUUCGCUUUGUCAUGCCGUCACGAAGCAAGCCGCUCAAAAAGCUGUUGUACUUCUACUAUGAGAUCUGUCCCAAGCAUGACGCGAGUGGGAAGUUGAAACAGGAGAUGAUUCUAGUCUGUAACGGCAUCCGCAAUGAUCUCCAGCAUCCCAACGAAUACGUUCGCGGCAAUACCCUCCGAUUCUUGUGCAAGCUCCGGGAGCCCGAACUGAUUGAGCCCCUCCUUUCGUCGGCCCGCUCCUGCUUGGAACAUCGCCACGCCUAUGUGAGAAAGAAUGCGGUGUGGGCAGUCGCUUCUAUCUUCCAACACUCCGAAUCUCUUAUUCCCGAUGCCCCCGAACUCAUCCAGACCUUCCUUGACACCGAGACCGACAGCACCUGCAAGCGGAAUGCCUUUGCGGCCUUGAUGUCCAUCAGUCACCAGAAAGCGCUGGAAUACCUCUCCUCUACGUUCGACGGCAUCCCUAACACCGAUGAACUCCUACAACUGGUCGAACUGGAAUUCAUCCGCAAGGAUGCAGUGCAGAAUGCUCAGAACAAGGCAAGAUAUUUGCGACUUAUUUUCGACCUCUUGGACGCAUCUACAAGCACCGUGAUCUACGAAGCCGCGACCUCCCUGACCGCCCUCACCAGCAACCCUGUCGCCGUCAAGGCUGCCGCGGGCAAAUUGAUCGAGCUGUGCAUUCGGGAAGCGGACAACAACGUGAAGCUCAUCGUUCUUGACCGUGUCGACCAACUCAGAAUUCGCAAUGAGGGUGUCCUAGAUGACCUCACCAUGGAAAUCCUGCGUGUCCUCUCCAGCCCCGAUAUCGAUGUCCGUCGCAAAGCGCUUGGCAUCGCCUUGGAGAUGGUUUCCAGCAAGAACGUGGAGGAGAUUGUCAUGCUGCUGAAGAAGGAGCUGGCCAAGACGGUGGACGAGCAGUACGAGAAGAACAGCGAGUACCGUCAACUUCUCAUCCAGUCGAUCCACUCCUGCGCCAUCAAGUUCUCCGAGAUCGCCGCUAGCGUCGUCGACCUUCUUAUGGACUUUAUCGCCGACUUCAACAACAACUCCGCCGUCGAUGUCAUCUCGUUUGUUAAGGAGGUGGUCGAGAAGUUCCCUAAACUGCGUGGUGCGAUUGUCCAGCGUUUGGUUUCCACUCUUAGUGAGGUCCGUGCCGGAAAGGUUUACCGCGGUGUGCUGUGGGUUGUCGGUGAAUACUCCUUGGAAGAGAAAGACAUCCGGGAAGCCUGGAAACGGAUCCGAGCCAGCUUGGGAGAGAUUCCCAUCCUUGCCUCCGAGCAGCGCCUUCUGGAAGAAGUUCCGGAGGAAAGCGUUCUCAAGGAGCAGGUCAACGGCCACGCAAAGCCUUCCGCCCCUACUGGUUCCCGCAAAGUGCUGGCAGAUGGCACGUAUGCCACUGAAAGCGCUCUCACCAGCGAGUCGGCUGCCGCCGCCCGACUAGCCGCUGUCAAGGCCGCGCAAAAGCCGCCUCUUCGCCAAUUGAUUCUCGACGGUGAUUUCUACCUGGCCACUGUCCUGUCUUCGACUCUCACCAAACUGGUGAUGCGUCAUUCCGAAGUCUCCGAGGACGCCGCUCGCACGAACGCCCUGCGUGCGGAAGCCAUGCUGAUCAUGAUCUCCAUCAUCCGAGUGGGACAAUCCCACUUCGUGAAGGCCCCCAUCGACGAGGAUUCGGUGGAUCGUAUCAUGUGCUGUGUCCGCUCGCUUGCGGAGUUCUCCGAGAAGAAGGAGCUCGAGACUACGUUCCUGGAGGAUACCCGGAAGGCCUUCCGUGCCAUGGUCCAGGUCGAGGACAAGAAGCGAGCUGCUAAGGAAGCCGUGGAGAAGGCCAAGAGUGCCGUGCAGAUCGACGAUGCCAUUCCCAUCCGACAGUUCGCCAAGAAGAAUGCUUUAGAGGGUGCAGAGGAGAUCGAGCUGGAUCUGGCCAAGGCUACCGGCGGUGAGUCCACCGUUGAGACGGUGUCAUCGAAGCUGAGCCGGGUGGUCCAGCUCACUGGUUUCUCCGACCCGGUCUACGCGGAGGCCUACGUUACUGUUCAUCAGUUCGAUAUCGUCCUCGACGUGCUUCUGGUGAACCAGACCGUGGAAACCCUGCAGAACCUGUCGGUCGAAUUUGCUACCCUUGGAGAUCUGAAGGUUGUCGAGCGGCCCACGACACACAACCUCGGACCCCGGGACUUCUUGAAUGUACAGGCUACAGUCAAGGUGUCGUCCACGGAUACGGGUGUCAUCUUCGGUAACAUUGUGUAUGAUGGGGCCAGCUCGACGGAGACUCACGUGGUCAUUCUCAACGACAUCCAUGCCGACAUCAUGGAUUACAUCCAACCGGCCCACUGCACCGAGACUCAGUUCCGCACCAUGUGGACGGAGUUUGAGUGGGAGAACAAGGUCAACAUCAACUCCAAGGCGAAGAGCCUGCGGGAGUUCCUCAAACAGCUGAUGGACAGCACCAACAUGGCUUGUUUGACCCCGGAUGCAUCGCUGAAGGGCGAUUGCCGGUUCCUGAGUGCCAACCUAUAUGCCCGGAGCGUAUUUGGCGAGGAUGCGCUGGCGAAUCUGAGUAUCGAAAAGGAAGGAGAGGACGGACCGAUCACUGGCUUCGUGCGGAUAAGAAGUCGCUCGCAGGGGCUGGCCUUGAGCCUGGGCUCUCUGAAGGGUCUCAAGGCCUCGGCUGCAUGA
Messenger RNA from Aspergillus terreus NIH2624, 2868 nucleotides. RefSeq names its product coatomer subunit beta. The coding region runs from base 1 to 2868 and encodes 955 amino acids. Gene Ontology annotation, biological process: intra-Golgi vesicle-mediated transport; intracellular protein transport; endoplasmic reticulum to Golgi vesicle-mediated transport. The record is from RefSeq and is a predicted model, not a curated record. Gene Ontology annotation, cellular component: cytoplasm; COPI vesicle coat. Gene Ontology annotation, molecular function: structural molecule activity. NCBI's taxonomy places the organism in Eukaryota, Fungi, Ascomycota, Eurotiomycetes, Eurotiales, Aspergillaceae. The transcript has 5 exons.